AUGACGUCGCCGAAAUCGAGAAUCGCCAUGGAGAAGCCGAUGGCGUGCUGGCGAAUCGCCACCGCCGCCUCGCUGAUCGGCAUCGGCUCGCUGAUGCUGUUCGCGGGCCUCAUCUCGCACGUUCUCGUCAUUCCGUUGAUCGUCAAACAUCAAAUUGCUCAGAAUUCUCGCCUCGUCGACGGCUCGACACUAAUGGAGAAAUGGAAGAAGCCCGAUUAUCGCAUGAAAUUCCGAUUGUUCGUGUUCUCGACGAAAAAUCCCGACGAGUUUAUGGCGGGAGCGAGGCCGGAAGUGGUCCGAAGUGGUCCCUACGUAUUCGACAAGAAGCUUGAGAAUCGCGUGAUUUCAAUGGGAAAUGGAACAGUGAAAUAUAAAAGAUAUUUUACGUACCAUUUCAAUGAAGCCGACUCGUGUCAGACGUGUAUUCUCGGCAAUCGGAUAUGGAUUCCGAACAUGAUUUAUCAGAAGUUCGUCGAAGCGGCUUCCACCGAGGGAAUGAAAGCGGCGGCGACGACGCUGCUCUCGCAGACCGCGUUUCUCGAGGUCGAAGUCGAAGAGAUGCUGUUCGAGGGCUACAAAGACCCGUUUCUCGACAAAGUGUGCGAGAUACCGUUCAUGAAUUUCGUGUGCGAGACGAUUCUCGACAUUCCCGACCGCAUCGGACUGUUCUACGAGGCGAACAACACCGGCAGCAAAAUCUACGAGAUCGACGACGGCUCGUCGAAUCCGGCGGAUCUCGGCAAAAUUUUGACGAUCGACGACGAGACGCACCUCGAUGAGAGCUGGUGGAGCACGGAAGAGUCGCGUCGGAUUCGCGGCACCGACGGCUCGCUGUUUCCUCCGUUCAUCGAGAAGACCGAUCGACUUUAUGUCUAUGUUGCCGAAUUGUGCAGAUCGAUUUGGAUCGAAUUCAAAGAGGAAUGCGAGUACAAAGGCGUGCGCGCCUAUCGUUUCAUGCUGCCGCCGAGCGUGCUCGACGUCGACCAUCCGGGCAACGAGGGCUUCUGCAAUCCGUCGCCGAAGAAAUUCUACGCGUCGCAAAACGCGUCGAAUUGCAUGCCGCGCGGUUUGUUGGAGAUCUCGCGCUGUCAGCGCAGUCAGCCGCCGAUCGCCAUCUCGUUGCCCAACUUUCUGUUCGCCGCCGACGAGGUGGCGAGCGGCGUCGGCGGUCUGAACGCGAGCGACGAGGCGGCCGACUCGAUACUCGUCGACAUCGAGCCGCGGCUCGGCGUCGUGCUGUACGCGAGACGCGUCUCGCAGGUCAACAUUGAGAUGUGGCGAGGCGAGAAUUUGUCGUUUCCAGUGAACCUUCGUAAAAUGAAAUCGUCGCUGAUACCGGUGCUCAUCGUCAAUGAGACGUCAGAAAUUGACGACGAGUCGCUUCGCGAGAUCAAAGAGCAACUGUAUGAUACCGAAUGGUACGCUUAUUCAUCGUGCGACAUUCUCAUGGUGAUUGGUGGCAUCGCGUUGGCGAUUGGUGUACUAUUUUUGGUGUUGAUGUGCCGACAUCGGCGACGACCUGACGGAAUCGCGCCGCAACCAUUGCCGCCGUACGUUUCCAAAGGAGACCCGAAAUAA
Molecule: messenger RNA, 1578 nt
Organism: Caenorhabditis bovis
Lineage: Eukaryota; Metazoa; Nematoda; Chromadorea; Rhabditida; Rhabditidae
Source: the annotation of a GenBank genome assembly